Malurus melanocephalus (red-backed fairy wren) is the source of this 5124-nucleotide messenger RNA. Its product is annotated as transcription factor JunD-like. The transcript has 3 exons. NCBI's taxonomy places the organism in Eukaryota, Metazoa, Chordata, Aves, Passeriformes, Maluridae. Gene Ontology annotation, biological process: regulation of cell cycle; regulation of cell population proliferation; regulation of transcription by RNA polymerase II. Gene Ontology annotation, cellular component: transcription regulator complex. Gene Ontology annotation, molecular function: DNA-binding transcription factor activity, RNA polymerase II-specific; transcription factor binding; RNA polymerase II cis-regulatory region sequence-specific DNA binding. The coding region runs from base 1 to 1662 and encodes 553 amino acids. The record is from RefSeq and is a predicted model, not a curated record.
AUGGCGGCSCCAGCUUCAACGGAAACUCUCGCGGUAGCGGCGCGCACCGCGCUCCGCCCAUGGGGCGCGUCGGCGCGCGGRGUGGAGGCGGAGCUUCCUCCGGCGGGCCCUCCAAUCCGGCCGCCUCCUUUCCCCGCGCUCCGCCCUCUGCGCUCCGCCCCCUCCUCCCCGCCGUGCGCCGCCCACACCGCCCGCACCCACAGCUGGACCGCAACGCCCGCAUCCACAGCUGGACCGCACCGCCCACAGCCCCCGCACCCACAGCUGGACCGCACCGCCCACAGCCCCCGCACCCACAAUUUCCCAGCACCGUGCUGUCAGGAAUCAUUAGUCMUUGACACCUGCACUAUCGGGCGCCCAUCCAUCACAGACCGAACRCACCAGCACCUGCCCCUAGCAGCCGCCACGCGUGGCCCUUGCUCCCCUUCCUCCUGCAUGACUCGUUCCCUGGCCGGAGUGACGGCCCCGAGAAACCCUUCGUUCCCGAGCGAAGGGCCUGGCACUGCGUUCUUUCCCGCACCGCAGCCUCGGGGCGAGUUUCCGAGGGGGAGGAGCAGCGCGGGUUCCCCACGGACACUCCACCGAGAAGCCUUUCCGCGCAAGCCCGGCGGGAGGGGGAAGGAGCGGGGUGGGGGGGACCGGCGAAGGCAGCAGAGAGGCGGCGACGGCGGGGCGGGCAGCGGGCCCGGGGCGUGGCGCGGGUCCGGCGACGCCGGGAGGUGGCUCAGUCCCCGCUGCCAGCCGAGGGCCGCGCUGGGGUCGGCUGCGGAGCUGCCACUGCUGAAGCUGCCGCCGGCCGCCGACCUGGAGCAGCUGCUGAUCCAGGGGGGCGCGGGGCUGGGCGCGGGCAGCCCAGGGCCGACGGCGCCCGGGGCGAGUAGCGGCGGGGCGGCGGCGGCAGGGCCAUUCCUCUACCGGCAGCCGGUGACGCAGGAGCAGGAGGGUUUCGCCGACGGCUUCGUCAAGGCCCUGGCCGACCUGCACAAGCAGAACCAGCUCCUGGCGGCACCGCCGCCGCUCUCCGCGCCGGGACCCUGCUGCACCGCCCGCCCCGGGCCGCCGGGAGCCGCUGCCGCCGCCGACCCUCCGGCCGUCUACACCAACUUGAGCGGCUUCAACCCCGCGGGGCCGCUGAGCCCCUCGGGCAGCGCCUACCCCUCCGCCUCCGCCCCGCCGCCGCCGCCGGGCCUGGCCUUCGGGGCGGCGGGUCUGGGGAGCGGCCGGCUGCCUGCGCGGUCCCUGGAGGAGCCGCAGACCGUACCCGAGGUGCCGCCGUCGGCGGGCGGGGAGGGCGGCACCAGCGCCCCGACGCCGCCGUCGCUGUCGCCGCUGGACGCGGAGAGCCAGGAGCGGCUGAAGGCAGAGCGCAAGCGGCUGCGAAACCGCAUCGCCGCCUCUAAGUGCCGCCGGCGGAAGCUGGAGCGCAUCGCACGGCUGGAGGAGAAGGUGAAGGCGCUCAAGGGGCAGAACGCCGAGCUGGCGGCCACCGCCAACCUCCUCCGCGCCCAGGUCACCCAGCUGCAGGGUCGCGUCCGCAGCCACCUCUCCUCCGGCUGCCACAUCAACGCCGCCGGGCAUCCUCCUCCUCCUCACGCCGCCGCCCAGCCGCGGGAGACUCCCCCCGAGGCGGCUGCCGCCCCGCCGGAGACCAGCGCCUGCUGAGGAGGGACACCACGCUGGCUCCGGCCCCAUCCCGCCCGGGGGCACCGCGGGGCCAAGGUGCGCGCCCGCCGCCGCCCUUCUGCUAUUAUUAUUUUYUUAAUUAUUAUUAUUAAUUAUUUUUAUUUAUUUGCGCCCGGAGAAGGCAUUUUUGCGGRAGCCGGGUGUUGCUAAGCGUUUCACGAGUUCUGUCGAUGUCACAUUCAGCAGCGAGGGUCUCCGUGGGUGAUUCUGGGGCAGGUGGUUGUUAAUUUUUCAGUGAAGUACUUGAGGUCUGUAGAGAUUUCGGAAAAUAAGAAAAUUACUGUUUACAGAAAGAUUCAACUUUAUUUUCAUGGGGGAUAUAAAAAGUGUGUUUCCUAAUACACCUUACUGAACUGUAUAGCAAUGGAUAAGCUUUUCAAACUGAAAAAAAAAAAAUAGCCAGAAUCGUACCUUUUGAAAAGAUGUGCGUGUAUAUAUAUAUUUAAAACAUAAUAUGGCUAUGUAUAUUUUCUUGGUAUUGAUAAAGAACUUUUUUUAAAAUACUGUCUUUCUCUAGAGCUUUAAUUUGCCAUUGAGAGUUAAGACAGCUGUGUGGGUGUCCUUGCACUUACAUAGCUUUGAUUUUAAAAUCGAACCCUGGAGGGAAAUGAUUUUUGUUGUAAAUCUUAAGCAGAUUGAAAUGCAUUGCUGACUCAGUCAUAGGAAAAUAGUUUUCUAAAACUGUAUGCUCCAUAUUUCUUGUGCCAGUGCAAACUUGGGGCAUUGAUAGUUAUUUAUUGAAACUUGAACACUUUUUGGAUGUUGCCUAGACCUUAUUUUUCUAGAUAACACGUUAGUAGAGAAAAUGGUUACUUUGGCAAAAAGAGCUUUACUUUUUUUUUUUUUCCUUCACUGUGUACAUUCCAAUAGUGUGUGCUCUUUCCACAGUAUAGUAACAAUUCAGUGCUAUACAGAAAAGGGCUCAGGUGGUUUGGGGUGGGCUAGCUGUAAAGGUGAUAAUUCCAUUGUAUUCUGUUUGAAUAAAUUGCAGAAAUAUUAYGGAGAACUAGAUUUAUUUUUUGGUAGAAAUCUGUGUAUCUUGCUUCUUGGUCUACUUUGUUCUAAAGGAACUUUCUGCAAUACUCUAGAGACAGAAAGAGUCAGUGCUAGAAUGUGAAAUAUUUUUCUGGUUGGGAAGAAUUGGUGUGAUUUAUUUCUUUGUCGAGAAUUUACUAGUGGAAGAGUAUAGCAAAGGAACUAUUUCUUCUGAUUAGACAUAAUCCUCAAUAAGUUUUUGAAAGCUUUAGGUCCCUUGCUCGGUGCCACUGCCUUGCUUCUGCUGCACCUGUGUAUUUUGAGCAUAGCCGCUAGCGCAGCGCUGCCGAGCCCUGUGGCAAUGGUGCAGUGGGAAGGGUCUGUCGGAGUGUGACGGUCACCCCACYAGAGCCCCUCUGUGCGGAGGCUGCGGGCCGGCCCCGCCGCUGGGGGAAGGCACAGCUUCUCCUGAGCAGAUCCAGCUGCAGUGUGGGGCCCUCUCCCCUCGUUGAAACUGUGCUAAAAUCUCUGCUUGAACUCAGAGGCAAAUCUUUCAUGGGGAUACGUGUCCAUGCCGGGUUGUGAAAAGGGGAAUCGCAUGAGGAGCCAAGGGGGCAUAGACAUCUCUAUGCGUAGAGCAAUUGCUCAGAUAUGUUAAAGCCACUCAGGAGCUGGUAAACAUCUCUUACUUCUUCUGAACGCUACAGUUAAUGUUUUGAAAUUGGAUAAGAAUCGGAUAGACUCACAGUUUUUCAUGCUUUUAUUGGGGAUAUGUGAGUGCUAUCUGUUCAGGAAGUUGAGCUGCAGCAAUCAAGUGUAUGAGCUUUAUCUUUUAGUGCAUAGUCAUUCCUGGCACAUGUAUGAAAUKAUAUGAAAGUGUAGUUUUACUGUAGCUGAGAUGCUCCGAGGAUAUUUCUUUUCUUAAUGCAUAUGCAAAUUAGGUAGAAGCCAUAUGAAUCAUUGUAUAACUGUUUAAUCAUGUCACCAGAGCCUUUUUUGGUGGUUGAAAUGAUUGCCUGUAAGAGUACUUUCUGUUGUUAGAAAUACUAAUGAGCAGAUAAAAAAAUAUUUUGAUCUUUACAAACGUUUAAAGACUUCUUAAGGGCAUUCUGAACCAUAAAGCAUGCAAUCUGUAGCACUGCCUCUUACAUAAUAACUGCAUGGAGAAUACUGUUUUUACUUUGGUAGUCAUCACCCAUCUGCAAAGAUGCUUCAAGUCUGGAGAAACAGAUAAAAAACUUUUCUUUCCCCCCACACUUAACACUUUUCCCUAGUAAGAGAGUAAUUCUGCCUGGUAGAUGUGAGAUACUCUACUGCAAAUGUAGUGAGGUGGGGGCUUUUUAAGGAAUCCUGGGAAAAUCRUAAAAAAUUACAUGGGUCCACACUACUGCUUUGGUCCUUGUCUUUGUAAAUGAGUGUAGGGCUAGGUAAAAAUCUUAUGGCAGAACACAGGACAAUGAUAAAUGAAGUUGUGCAAUACUUUUUCUUAAGUCAUKAUUUCUGGUCAUAAUCAGUUAGCAAUGUCCAAGUGAUGUGUGGGAUCCAUAAGAUGCUGGAAAUCACUACAAUUCCCUUUCCCAGCCACAGGCAGGGCUCUAAUGGGCUGUAGUCUAGGAGGGUUAUAAUGAGGUCCCCCUUUUCAGCAUGUUUAUGUUAAAACCACCCCCUGUUGCCUCAUAAUUGAACUUYGUGCAAGAGCAGUCUCACACCUAGUGUCUCAAAGACCUCAUGUGGUUAUUUCUUUGAUAGCCUGCUUUCUGUUCUAGCUGACAUCUGUUCAGUGGUAGCAGUGGUGACAGGCCAGCUCUCUUACCCUAAUGACUAGCAAGGCAGGCACCUCCAGCUCUGCCAGAGGGUACUAUGUUUUAGUAGAGUUGUCCAAAAGAAAUCCAUUUUCUGUAGAGAAACCGGUUACAUUCAUAAAUGCCUUUUUUUAUCCGGCAUUUAGGCCAAGAAACAGGAUCUAACACUGACAUGACCAAAAUUUGAGAAUAGUGUUGGGGUGGUUGGGGUAUUUUUUUUYCCUGUUUGGGCUGGCUCUGCUAGAGGUUGCUGCAUUUUUUGCAGCAUAUUUUGCAUAUUUGAGUGGAAAGCCUAAGCACCUAACACUUUAAACCAAUAUGAAAAGACUCAGGAGUACUUACCUGCUGCAGCUGUCAGACUUGAUUGUUCCUGUUUUCUAAAAUGUAUCAAUACUCUGACUUUUAGCCUUGCAGUGUUUCUAAAUCUUUUAAUAUGGCUUCUCUAUUUUGUCUGCCUUUUUUCUUCAAUUUGUUGCUAAGUCCAUGUGUCUUUUAGGUUUUGAUUUUCUGCCAAAAACCUUGGUCACUGUGAGAUGCUAAAAGAUAGAUACUGGGUAAAAAUUUUACAGACUGUUUAUAUGAUUUUCAUCCAUGUAGCUCCUUUUCAGUAACUCCAAGCAAGUUGGCUGUUGCUGUAAGAAAAAAACAAAAAACAAAAACAAAA